Molecule: messenger RNA, 1843 nt
Organism: Desarmillaria tabescens
Lineage: Eukaryota; Fungi; Basidiomycota; Agaricomycetes; Agaricales; Physalacriaceae
Product: Glucuronoyl esterase catalytic domain from Hypocrea Jecorina
Exons: 3
Coding region: 431-1603 (390 amino acids)
Source: RefSeq, a predicted model, not a curated record
AGCUCAAGAGACCUCGUCUGAUAUGUUGCGGCACAUCGUGGCCUGCCCGCCCCAGCUCGCGUGAUCAUUCUCGCGGAUUGUGCCCAUUGUUUUUCCCAUCUAUUUUUGCGCGUUUGUAUGGAUGUUUGCCAGGUGUUUCCCGUAGGAUCUUCGAGAUCUUCCUAUUCUGUCAUCCCGUCUUUCUAGAGAGGCCGUUUGAUGACGACUCGAGACCCCAUGGAACUUAAUUUUGUCGCAUCGACUUCGGUCUUGCUAGGGCUUCUUUUUUCCUCGAGCCCGUCUUUCCAGUUGUUCUCAUGAAGACGUCGAACGCAAAUUGACGGAAACGCAUGGGAAGAUUUAACGUCACUAGCAGGUAUAAAAAGCAUCGUGUGGUCAUGGUCAAGAGCAGCGACGCUUCCCUUGUUCGUUCUUGGACUGCAUCACUUCGAUGACUAUCAAAACCUCUUUUGUCGCCUCUCUUCUCUUCGCCGCGUCUGCGUUCGCGCAAUGCGGUAACCUCCCGUCGGAUGUCUCUCUCACACCCGAUAGCAUGCUCCCCGAUCCCUUCACCUUCCUCAACGGAACCGCCGUAACCACCGCCGACGAAUUCACCUGUCGUCAAGCCGAGAUCAGCGCUCUUUUCCAACGUUUCGAGCUCGGUGAACUCCCACCUCGUCCCGAAUCCGUCGUCGGCACCCUCUCCGGAAAUACUCUCACCAUCAACGUUUCCCACGGCGGAAAAUCGAUCUCUUUCAACGUCGGGAUUCAGACGCCUUCUGGCUCCGGUCCUUUCCCCGCUCUCAUCGUUUUUGGAGGAUUCCUUAGCCUUCCUCAACCUUCGGGUGUGGCGAUUCUUUCGUUUAACAAUGACGAUAUCGCGGCACAGAAUGAUGGAUCGUCGCGUGGACAAGGCAAGUUCUUUACGCUUUAUGGAUCGAAUCAUUCGGCUGGGGCUAUGAUGGCUUGGGCUUGGGGUGUUGCGAGGAUUAUGGAUGCGUUGGAACAGGUCAAUACGAACAUCAACCUUGAGAGGGUUGGUGUUACGGGUUGUUCGAGGAACGGGAAGGGUGCUCUUGUUGCUGGGGCUUUCGAACCGAGGAUCGCGUUGACGAUCCCUCAGGAAUCGGGGAGUGGUGGUGCGGGAUGUUGGAGGAUUUCCGAUUCGAUGUUGGCUAAUGGGAUCGACACGCAAACGGCUAGCGAGAUCGUUCAGGAGAACGUUUGGUUCUCUACUGCAUUCAACACUUUUGCUCAAUCUGGCGUCGACCCUUUGCCUUUUGAUCAUCAUAUGCUCUCGGGACUCAUCGCUCCUCGUCCGCUUCUCAUCAUUGAUAACACUGGGAUUGAUUGGUUGGGUCCCGAGUCGGUUUGGGGUUGUCAGAAGACGGCGAACUUGGUUUGGCAGGGACUUGGUGUAGGUGAUUUCAUGGGUGUUUCGCAGGUGGGGAACCAUGCGCAUUGUGCGUUCCCCAGUCAGGAGCAGCCGGAUUUGAAUGCGUUCGUGAAUAGGUUCUUGAAGGAUCAGAAUGCGGAUACAAAUAUCAUCAAGACGGAUGGGGCGAAUGGCCUUGGGUUUGUAGAUUCGCAGUGGAUUGAUUGGGAGGUUCCUGACCUCUCCUGAUCGUACGUUGUGGCGUGAUGUUGUAUUACCGUCCUUUGAAAAUUCGAUUUGGUGUGCUUCUCUGUCCUUUGGUGGGCAUUCUGCGAGUUCGUGAUGCCAGCAUAUUUUCUCAUACGCUUCAAGCUUCGAGUCUCGAUCGCCUCACUACACGCGUAGGGUUUAUCGUCCUACAUAGGUGCCUCCGGACGACUGUCACCGGAGAUAUCUUAGUUGUGGCGUCUUACAUCUGUGGUGGCAUCG